Molecule: messenger RNA, 2944 nt
Organism: Xenopus laevis (African clawed frog)
Lineage: Eukaryota; Metazoa; Chordata; Amphibia; Anura; Pipidae
Gene: lclat1.L
Product: lysocardiolipin acyltransferase 1
Exons: 6
Coding region: 247-1362 (371 amino acids)
Source: RefSeq, a predicted model, not a curated record
UUAACCAACCCGUCCUACAGCAAAACACACCCGCCCACACACAGGCCCGCCUCCUGCGUCAGAGCUCAAGCGACCGCAUGACGUCAUCCCGCGGUGACCCGAAGCUGUCACCUGGAACCUGUGGGAAUCUGGGAUUUAGGAGCUCGGAACUCUCCGCUCGAGGCUGCUCCAUGGGGUGUGUAGGCUCGGGGAAGGAAGAAAGCGGUGCGGCUGAGUGAAUGAGCCAGGGACUCCACGGGCAGAGCCAUGGUGUCAUGGAGAGGGAUAUAUUUUGUGCUUGCGUUGUUCCUGGGAAGCUUCUUCGGCAGCAUUUUUAUGCUGGGCCCUUUCCUCCCUUUGAUGCUCGUGUCUCCGAGUUGGUAUCGAUGGAUAACAGACCGGAUUGUGGCCACCUGGCUGACUUUACCCGUGGCUUUGCUGGAGUUGGUAUUUGGCGCAAAAGUGGUGAUCACCGGCGAUGGGUUCAUUCCGGGAGAAAGGAGUGUGAUCAUCAUGAAUCAUCGUACUAGGCUGGACUGGAUGUUCUUGUGGAAUUGCUUGUUGCGCUACAGCUACCUCAGGCUCGAAAAAAUCUGCCUCAAAUCCAGUCUGAAAGCCAUCCCAGGAUUUGGCUGGGCCAUGCAGGUCGCUGCCUUCAUUUUUAUCCACCGAAAAUGGGAAGAUGAUAAAAAUCACUUUGAAGCCAUGCUGGAUUAUUUCUGUGAUAUAAAGGAGCAUCUUCAGAUUCUCAUAUUCCCAGAAGGAACUGACCUGACAGAUAAUACCAAAGCUCGUAGUGAUGAAUUUGCUGAAAAGAACAAACUGCAAAAAUAUGAAUAUGUCCUACACCCAAGAACAACAGGAUUUACCUUUAUUGUGGAUCGUCUAAGGGAAGGUAACAACCUGGAUGCUAUCCAUGACAUCACUGUGGCCUACCCCCACAACAUUCCUCAGACCGAGAAACAUAUCCUAAAUGGAAACUUCCCCAAGGAAAUCCACUUCCAUGUCUGCCGAUACCCCGUCAGUAGCCUGCCUGUCUCUAAAGAGGAGCUGCAGCUCUGGUGCCAGCAAAGGUGGAAGGAAAAGGAAGAUCGCCUACGUGCCUUCUACCAAGGAGAGCGAUACUUUGAUGCCACCAGGCGCAGUAGAAUACCACCUUGCAAGUCUGAGCUCCGUGUGCACCUAAUAAAGUUGGCGUCGCUGCUGUACUGGACGCUGUUUCCCAUAGCUAUGAUUGUACUCUUGUACCUGUACAGCCUGGUGCGAUGGUACUUCCUGGUGGUCAUUGUCAUUUUUGUCCUACAGCAGAAGAUUUAUGGUGGUCUUGAGCUGAUCGAGCUGGCGUGCUACCGAUAUUACACCAGGAGGUAUAAGAGAGUGUGAGCUCUGUGUCUGAUGUCACAAGGGCUUUUGCAUGGUAAUCAUGGAAAGUAUUUCUGUAUUAUUCUUUUUUUCCCUAAGGAACACAUUCAGCAUAGAAUUAAACAGACAGAACUAUAUUCGUACCACCCAGAUCAAGAAUGGAUAACCCAACUCAGUGUUGUCAUACUGUUAUCACUAAGAAGCUUUUUAUUUACACCUGAAAUCAUGAGGAACCACCAUGUCACUAGAUGAAGGUCAAGUUCUAGCCACUUUGUAGUCACAUAUAUCUAAUUUUAUUUGUGUGCCCAUCUAAUUCAUUCCAGCCUCUUGCUGAGUAUAUUGCUAGCACUAGCUGUUAUUACUGUAGAAACUAGUUAUGUGUGGGCAGGCCCGAAACCCACGGGUAUACCUGCGGGUCUGGUGGGUUCUGGCCGACUCCUGCACAAAAUCUUCGGGUCGUGGGCGGGUCCAGGUCAAGCUCUUCUCCUGCUCUCUCCGCCCACAACCUAGCAGUUCCGGCUUCCGGCACCGGAAUUUAUAGACUUCCACCUGCCCCUUUUGUGACAUCACUGCAGAGCAGGCGCUGGUCUAUAAAUAGAGGGCAGCAGCGGGCCAGGUGCAGAUUGGGAGGGGGCGGGUUAGGGUUGGGUGUGGGUCAGGAAAUUCUCGACUCCUCACAUCACUAGUAGAAACCCUACAGCCCCAAGAGAUAAAGCGACUCUGCUCUCAUGUUGCCCUUUUUUAAAAAAAUUUCAUAUAAUUUUGUAUACACCAUAAAAUGGCUCUGUGUCGCUUCCCGGUGGGUAAUCAAGUUUGUAUUUAUUAAGAAGAAAACCUCAAUUGUUCUUUGUUUUCUUACAGUAUGGCACCCAGGGGGCAGAUUUAUCAAAAUGUGAAUUUAGAGCUUAAUAAAUAAAAACUUCCCCACGUUCUAUUUUUUUAAAGGGAUUUUUAGAAUUGUAUUGUGAAAGUUAGAACUCACCAUUUGAUAAAUACGGUUCUAAAAAUCCCAUUGGAAUGAACAGAACGUGGAUGAGUUUUUAUUUAUUAAGCUCUAAACUCACAUUUUGAUAAAUCUGCCCCUAAGUGUCUGCCUCCUUAGCUGUCACAGCCUGGACUGGCAACUGCCUGUAUCUGUGGUUCCAGGAGGAUUCCAGGGAAUGUGAGUGAUAACCAUUAGCUCAAGUAGAGACAGGCAUUUUCACUGGAGGAGACAUUUUAUAGAAUUCAGGAUUGUGGGGGUUUUUUUCAGAAAACACGGUCUAGAAUUUUUUCAAAUUCUAAUUUCCACGCUCCAGUUUUCAUGAUUUAGCAAUCAAAAAAAAAAUGAAACAUUUCACAUUUUCAAACUUUUUAUUUAAUAUAGCUUGAAUUUUGAAAAAACACAUCCCACUGAUUUCUACUGAAGCUCAUCGGCUUUUAGAUGCUGAUGUGAUCAUUCGAUUUUGUUUCGUUUGACAGAUCUCAAAUUUGAAAAAAAUAUUGCAAUCAACUUUUUUUCACUGUGAAAAAUAGAACGCAGAAAAAAAACACAAUCUCAAAUUGCGAUCAAUUAACUUCAGAGUGUGUCAAUAGCUUGUGAGGAUAAAGCGAUUUCAGACCA